AUGGCGCCACCAACACAGAAGCCGUCAGGCUCGAAGUCCAAGAAGCCAAGUGCGAAAGCCAACCAGGCCGCCAAAGCCACCCUCAAGGGCGUGCACGCCAACAAGGCUCGCAAGAUCCGCAAGUCGACGUCGUUCCACAGACCGAAGACUCUUGUCCUCUCGAGAUCGCCCAAAUAUCCCCGCAAGUCCAUUCCUCAUGAGACCCGACUUGACCACCACAAGGUGCUCGUCCACCCUCUGAACACCGAGAGCGCGAUGAAGAAGAUCGAAGAGAACAACACGCUGGUCUUCAUUGUGGACGUCAAGGCCAACAAGCAACAAAUCAAGGAUGCGUUGAAGAAGUUGUACGAUGUGGACACUGUCAAGAUCAACACCCUGAUCCGGCCUGAUGGCACCAAGAAGGCCUUUGCCAGAUUAACGUCAGACGUGGAUGCCCUGGACAUUGCGGCUACGAAGCUGUCGAUUGUGUAA
Exophiala spinifera is the source of this 471-nucleotide messenger RNA. RefSeq lists its product as uncharacterized. Gene Ontology annotation, molecular function: structural constituent of ribosome. Gene Ontology annotation, biological process: ribosomal large subunit assembly; translation. Bases 1 to 471 code for a protein of 156 amino acids. Gene Ontology annotation, cellular component: ribosome; cytosolic large ribosomal subunit. NCBI's taxonomy places the organism in Eukaryota, Fungi, Ascomycota, Eurotiomycetes, Chaetothyriales, Herpotrichiellaceae. The record is from RefSeq and is a predicted model, not a curated record. The transcript has 3 exons.